Microcebus murinus (gray mouse lemur) is the source of this 4535-nucleotide messenger RNA. It is a transcript of the gene KRT80, whose product is annotated as keratin 80. Gene Ontology annotation, cellular component: keratin filament. Lineage: Eukaryota; Metazoa; Chordata; Mammalia; Primates; Cheirogaleidae. Gene Ontology annotation, biological process: keratinization; intermediate filament organization. Gene Ontology annotation, molecular function: structural constituent of skin epidermis. The record is from RefSeq and is a predicted model, not a curated record.
CAGCCUGCCCCGGCUGCGACCAGAGCCUGCCACCCAUCACCCAUCCAAGGCUCACUCCCUCACCCCUGGGCCCUCCUGCUCCCAGGCCGGGGGUCCGAGAUGGCCUGCCGCUCCUGUGUCGUUGGCUUCAGCAGCCUCAGCGGCUGUGAGGUGACCCCGGCGGGCAGCCCCCGGCCUGGAGCCUCAGGAUGGAGCAGCUGCGGGGCCCCCAGGCCAAGCUUCAGUUCCCAAAGCCUCACAGGCUGCUGGUCGGCUGGCACUAUCCCCAAGGUGACCGUGGACUCCAGCCUGCUGGUGCCCCUGGACCUCAAGGUGGACCCGGCUGUCCAGCAGCAAAAGAACCAGGAAAAGGAGGAGAUGAAGGUCCUCAAUGAUAAAUUUGCCUCCCUGAUUGGCAAGGUGCAAGCCCUGGAGCAGCGCAACCAGCUGCUGGAGACCCGCUGGAGCUUUCUGCAGGGCCAAGACACAGCCACCUUCGACCUCGGGCACCUCUACGAGGAGUACCAGGGCCGGCUGCAGGAGGAACUGCGCAAGGUGACCCAGGAGCGGGGGCAGCUGGAGGCCAACCUGCUGCAGGUGCUGGAGAAGGUCGAGGAGUUUCGAAUCAGGUAUGAAGAUGAGAUCUCCAAGCGCACAGACAUGGAGUUUACCUUCGUCCAGCUGAAGAAGGACCUGGAUGCAGAGUGCCUUCGUCGGACCGAACUGGAAACCAAGUUAAAAGGCCUGCACAGCUUCGUGGAGCUCAUGAAAACCAUCUACGAGCAGGAGCUGAAGGACCUGGCAGCCCAAGUGAAGGACGUGUCAGUGACAGUUGGCAUGGACAGCCGCUGCCACGUUGACCUGAGCGGCAUCGUGGAGGAGGUGAAGGCUCAGUAUGACGCCAUCGCGGCCCGCAGCCUAGAAGAGGCCGAGGCGUACUCGCGGAGCCAGCUGGAGGAUCAGGCCGCCCGCUCGGCGGAGCUGGGGAGCAGCCUGCAGAGCAGCCGCAGCGAGAUCACCGACCUCAACGUGCGCAUCCAGAAGCUCCGGUCCCAGAUCCUCUCCAUCAAGAGCCACUGCCUGAAACUGGAGGAGAGCAUCAGGGCAGCAGAGGAGCAGGGGGAGCUGGCCUUCCAGGACGCCAAGGCCAAGCUGGCCCAGCUGGAGGCCACCCUGCAGCAGGCCAAGCAGGACAUGGCGCAGCAGCUGCGCGAGUACCAGAAUCUCCUCAAUACCAAGCUGGCCCUGGACAUCGAGAUCGCCACCUACAGCAAGCUGGUGGAGGGCGAGGAGAGCCGGAUGGACCUGCCCUCGGCCACCGUGGUCAGCGCCGUGCAGUCCCGGUCCAGAACCGCCCCUUCCCUCCCCCUCCCCUCAUGUCCCCUGUAGCUGCCUCCAGGUCAGGCCUCUCCAAGACCCCCUCCCGGAAGAAGAAGAACACCAAAGGUCCCGUGAUCAAAAUCACCGAAAUGUCGGAGAAGUACUUCUCUCAGGAGUCGGAGGUCUCAGAGUAAGGCAGCUGGACCCACGGAACCCCAAGGCACUCCCACUGCAGCAGGAGGGACUUAAGCUAGACUCAAGAAACCAGCCUGGAGCCUCUAGGUUGGGAGGGGAGGCAAACCUGAUACUGAACUGAGAGGUGGAGGAGCGCAAACCGAGACUGCUGUCUGGCAGGCUGCGGGGUAGAAGAGGAGCCCCGCCAGCUGUUUGGAGCCCUCCACUCCCGUCAGUGUCUCUCAGCCUUAUCCUUCCAACCUUCUAGCCAGCCGUGGUCCUGACUGGCUAAACUGGAAUGGGGGUGGCUUUUGUCUGCACCUCCCCGUUCCUCGGAGGCUCUUCCUCCAACGUGGGCUCUGACCGAGGCCCCUUUGAGUCUUUUGCCCAACGCUUGCCCUAAACUCCUAUCUCAAGCCUUGCCUUGCCUCUGCCUUGGAGCUGAGGCUGGUGCCCUGGCUCGCCCAGCCAGCAUGGGCCCCGUCCUGUAUCUGGAGUUCCUGAGGAGGCUGGGUGCUGAGAUCCCCUGGCUUCCCUGCACCGCCUGGGCUCUGCAGAGAACUCACAGUAUUAUGGAGUGUGGGGACUGAAGGGAGCAAGGUCCCUGUGUGUUUGGGACCUGAGCCUGGAUCUCUGAGGUCGGCCCGAACACCUGCGCCCAUCUCUCCUCCCCCGGUCCCUCCCAGUGCACCAUGGUUAGAAUCGGGCAGGCCACCCCAGCCAGCUCCCAGCUCUUCUCCAGCAAUUCUUGCCACAGUCCACUCUCUGGGAGUGGAGGCCAGGCACCCUGAGACCAGGCAGGAGAAUUAGACCACCCCUUCACCUCCCUGCCACUCUGGGAUCACCCCCAGCCUGGGAUCUGAGCCCUCCGCCCCAAGCCCAGGUGCUUCCCAGCCUGAACACCUGGCUUUGAUGCACCCAAUCCUGGAGACCUCCAGCCCUGCCCCUGCUGUGAAACCCCGGGGCCACCUCCCACAAAUCCCUCUUCUCAGGGGCCUCUCAGGGCCCCACUUCUCCUCUCCGUGGGACCAGACAGCCUGGCCCUCCCUGCCUUCGCAUGCACUGAGGAACCCCAGAGACUCCCCCGACCUGCAGGGUCAAAGCUCCUUCUCUUCUCCCCCUCCGGCCCCAUCCACCCUCCAAGCCCACGCUCCCUGCCUCCGACAGGCCAUGAAGAAGGCAUAGUCCAGGCAAGUCUGGGAGUUUCUGAGCCCUGGAGGUCGGGCUAUGGAGCCCCGAUGACAGCCUUAACAGGGCUCAACCAAAGAGAAAGUAUCUGGGGUUGGUAGGAGUGCUAUGUCUUCCUUUUGGCUCCCCACUUUGGAGCUUGGGGGGAUCCCAGCAGCUCCAGCCUUCCACCCCAUAAGCUACCUUCCUUCCUUCCCUCCCUCCCUCCCUCCUUCCCCACCCCCCACCUCCUCUUGGGGUCUGCUUGUGAUUCAUUCAUCUCCUUUUCCAGGGCUGGGGGGGCCCAGGUCUUGGCCACUCCUGGGCCUCGGGCCCCAGGCCUGUAGGGGGCGCUGAUGGGCCGCUGGCUCGCAGGCUAGGGGACUGCAGACAUGCACUCAUCCCUGAAGUCCCCAGUGAGGGUGCCGAUUGCUGCUUUCUCUCAGGCUCUUUUUUGGUUUCCAAGGGAGCAAAUCCUCAGCAGAGAUACAAGUUAUAUGCAGUAUAUAUUAUUUUUUUCAUAACUUAUGUAGCUUUUAACUUAUUGCUUCCCUUCCUGUUCCUGCAUAGUCAGUGCUGUAUGUACUAUCAUCUGACAGACGACACAUGUUCCAGCCACCCCGGUUGACCGGCUGGCUGUCUCAGGGCAAUGCCCCCUGCUCCCUGCCCAGGGAUGAAUAAAGUGUCGAGAUUUGUCCAUGGAUAAAGCCAUGCGUCUGUUUUUAUCUCCCUCUCAGGGUGGGUCAGCCACCAGUCAAUCGGGUUGACCAUGGGACAUUAGGAAUCCUCCAAUUAUAGGGAAAGGAGUCCAGGGCCCUCGUUAUACCUUCAGACCAAUGCAGCUUGGACACGCAAAGGUCCCCUGCCCACCACCCCACCAGGAGACCGCACCAACACUGACCCACGUCCCCGCACGACCCGCCCUGGCCGGGCGCCACGUGGGCCGGGCACCAGCACAUACACAGGGGACUCCCCAGGUGGUGGCAGGGCUUCCUCCUAAGUACUGCUGCCCUACUUGGAGCUGGCACAACCCAGAAUAUAUUCCAAAGGGUACAGGCCUAGUCCUGCCAAAUCAAACUCCAGAUCAACAAAUAGGGAUGGAGGAUCUUUUCCAAGCCCGUGCUGGAACACCGAGGCGGCUGUCCGCCCCUCCACCGCAAGAAGCUCCAGUGGGGUUGGGAGAUAAGAGAGCGACUGAAGAUAUCCACCCUGGGUUUCCCUGCCACGUGCAGGAGUGGGUGCUAUUGACUGGAGGUCAGCACAGAGAAGGGCAUGCGGAGGGAACCGGAGUGAGGCUGGGCUGCUUGGAGGAAGAGGGGCUGUAAGUGUGCACGGGGCUUACUUGGGAGGCAGACUGCAGGGAGAGCAGGUGUCUCAAGGAAAGGAAGUUGCGGGAGGAGAAAGAAGUUUGAAGCAUUUGUGUCCUGGCCCACCCACUCACCAAUGGUGAGACCUCAAGUAAAUGGAGCCUCAGUUUCCUCAUCUGUAAAAUGGAGCAUAGCCCUUCGCCGCUUCCCUCACAGGGUGUUUGGGGAUCCGAUGAGAUAGCUGUGUUCGUUCCUGUGGGGAAUCUCUUGCUUCCAGCGCUCCGAACUGCAAUAGCUCAACAAAUGUGAAGGAUUAUUGGUAGCAAUGUCAUUGUUGCUACAUACGUUAAGGAUUAAAGACAAGCAACCAGUAGGGUGACUCAAACACAAGCAGACAGACCUCGUGCUGGCUCGCUCAGCGCAGCACAGCCAGGCCCAGGGCUGAAGUUCAAAGACUCGGGUUUACUCAUUCUUCUACUGACCCUGAGGAAUAGGCUCUGCUCUCAAAACUCGGGAAAGACUGACAGGUAGACUGCAUACCCACCCGAGAGAGGCCUAGAGCGGAAACCUGUGCUCUCGCUGUGCCUU